Messenger RNA from Effrenium voratum, 621 nucleotides. The record is from the annotation of a GenBank genome assembly. Lineage: Eukaryota; Dinophyceae; Suessiales; Symbiodiniaceae.
AUGGUCAAUGCGAUCUCCUUCGAAGUCGCAGAGACGCUUGUCAGCCACGUGACCGGUACCGUCUCCAAGGCACGCUGCUGGGGCGUUAGGGCAGGUUUGGUUCCGAGUACACUCUGGAGGCUUGUGGCGUUCUUCCUAGUGGGCAGCAUAGUCUGUGGUUGCAUCAUUAGGCGCAGUGCCGUCAAGAUGGCCUGCAUGGGCUACGGCGUUGCGAUGACCUCGUCAGGGUUUAUUCUUGUCUUCGCCACCUUUAUGUUUUCCGUGUCACAAGACGCAGCCGUCUACUCGCUAUGCUUUGCGUGUGGGCUACAGAAUGGCAUCAUGUCUUCCUACACUGGCUCCGUUGUCCGCACCACGCAUGUGACUGGCAUUGCUACCGACAUCGGGCUGAUCACGGGAAGGCACAUCAUGUCAUUCUUCCGGCGAAGACUCUGCAAGCGUCUGACCUUCGCAGAUGAAGAGCCAGGUGAAGAGAGGCCAGACCUCGGGUACGAGCCAAAAGGUGUCUAUCACACUUUAGUGGAAAUGAGGGACUUGCUUGCUUCCACCCUUUUGAGAUCAGAAUAUGUAAUUGUGCUGCUGCCAUCCAUCGAGAAUAGCGUUAUUGCUUGCUUCGGAUAA